Mizuhopecten yessoensis (Yesso scallop) is the source of this 891-nucleotide messenger RNA. RefSeq lists its product as uncharacterized. Bases 1 to 891 code for a protein of 296 amino acids. Gene Ontology annotation, molecular function: sequence-specific DNA binding. The transcript is spliced from 4 exons. Lineage: Eukaryota; Metazoa; Mollusca; Bivalvia; Pectinida; Pectinidae. The record is from RefSeq and is a predicted model, not a curated record.
AUGGUACAAUGUGCGGCCAUCAACUGUAAUAACAGCAGUAAUCGCGGACAGAAGAUAAGCCUAUUUGCUUUUCCGCGAGAUAGAAAACUGGGUAAAUUAUGGGUAAUGAAACUGAAGAGAGGCAAUUUUUCUCCAAGCGACCAUUCUAGAUUGUGCGAGAGGCAUUUUGAAGAGGACUGUUUCACCCAGGAUCGUCGUCUGCUUGCAUCAAUCGGUUUCACACCAGGGCGAAAAUCAUUAAAACCAGGAGCGAUUCCAACAAUUUUUGAUUUUUCAUCAGCCAACAUUCGGAAAAACACUCCAGGCCGGUCAGAAGACAGUUGUCUCGGCCAUUUAUCAACCCCAAACAAAAAUCGGACAAGCACUGCUAUCCAGAAAAGACGAUGUCUCGAGUUAUUACCAGACAUAACAAGUCACAAUAGCCUGACAAGUAUGUAUGCUGCAAGUACACAUGUACAGUACCAUCCUAACCAGGUGCAUAUGGAAACCCAUACAUCAGCAUUGGAUCUGACCAAAACAGCAGACAAAUGUGUUGGACCAAAUGAUCCUCUAGAUACAUACAAUGUUGGCUGUCAAACAUCUUACAACCUAACAAAACGUCGCCAUGUUAGUUUACAGACAAGGAUCUCAGAAAUGAAGCCUACAGUGAUGUCUUGUGGGGUACAGGCCACAUGCCAGACUACGUCUGCAUCUGUACAAUGUCACAGAUACAACCACACCCAGAAGAAACAUACAGGAAGUGAAUCUGAUGAUGAAAGUGACAUGGAUAUUUCUCCACCAGACCAGGGCCAUGAUUCUGAAUGGAGUCCAUCACAGGAGGACUGUUCAGAUUUAGAAGGAGGAGAAACUUGCAACACAUCAAGACAACAGUUGGAACUUGUGUUUGUAUAA